This is a messenger RNA of Aspergillus alliaceus, 595 nucleotides long. RefSeq lists its product as uncharacterized. The record is from RefSeq and is a predicted model, not a curated record. The transcript has a single exon. Bases 135 to 356 code for a protein of 73 amino acids. NCBI's taxonomy places the organism in Eukaryota, Fungi, Ascomycota, Eurotiomycetes, Eurotiales, Aspergillaceae.
GGGUGGGUGACCACCAGCGAAUCCCGGCUGUUGUAUGUUCUUUUUAUAUUUUGAAAGUUUCUGGCGGCCUUUGCCCCAAUAGUGGAUGGUGGGUCACAUGCCUCAGCGGUGAACCACGGCCGUUAAAUAUAGGGAUGUAUUAUUUGGACGAGACGCUAAACCAUGAUAGGAAGGCGAUAUACCGUGUAUUGGUAAUACUGUAUAUUGGCCUACUUGAUGGCUUUGAAGCUUUUGAUCUUUCCUAUUUAGGAAGGAUCUUCUACUAUAAUAGGAUUAUUGCCUGCCUGAGUGCCUGCCUGAGCGCCUACCUGAGCACCUUGCUGCCGGAGCGCUUGCUCAGUCCGUUCAAAGCCUGAGAUCUCUCGAUUUCUAGAACCUCUAGGCCUCCCACGUGCCCGUAUAACCAGUGGUUCCAGUAGAUAAGGCCAUUCAAUUGGUGGAUCUGGAGCUAGAUUAGAUAGAUCAAUCGGCUCAGGCGGAUCAUCCCGUGAUAUUAGCCACUGAGAAUGGAAGGUUGAGAUAGGCAGUGGCUCCCUAGAUACACGAUAGUGUAGAAUGACAUGAAUACAAGGGAUUCCUAAUAUUUUAGUAGUAA